AUGACCAGAUAUGCAGGAAUCGUGUAUCGCUCCCUGGACCAACAUCUUCUGCAUUUGCCACUACAAGAGGUCGACGUGAGAGUAUGGAUGGUUGACGUCUCUGCGAGAGUCAUGCUCUCUCAAGUCUUCGAGAAUGACUCAGAGAGCCCUACAAGCCGCGCAAAAUACGUGUUCCCUCUUCCAGCGAACGCCGCGAGCUGCGCCUUUGAGCUCGAACAUGCUGAUGGGCGCGUUAUAACCUGCGUUGCAAAGGAGAAGUCAGAAGCUGCAGAAGCUUUCCACGUUGCAAUGGAUGCCGGAAGGUCCGCGGGAUUAGUAGAAUUAUUCACAGUUUCAGUUGGCUCGAUUCCUGCCCGGCAGAAGGUCACAGUCAGAUUGACAUUUGUGAUGGAUCUUUUUGAUGAGGGAAGACAAGAUCAUGUCUGUUUACAGCUUCCAAUGACAAUUGCUAAACGAUACGGCGAGACUCCGCUCGAUACAUCCACGGCUAAUGAAAGGACGCGUGUUCAAAUCACUGUAGACGUACAAACCAGUGGUGUGAUACGGGCUAUACGUAGCCCUACUCACCCGAUCUCUCUACUGCGAUACAGGAUACACGCAGGAGCAAAGUCUGAACGACGGAGGACCGCACGGUGGUCAUCUACGACGUUCCUAGACCAAGACUUCGUGCUGACGGUACAUGCCCUUGGACUCAACGAACCUCGGUGUUUCGCCGAAGUCCAUCCCCAGCAUGCGGAUACAAUUGCCAUGCAGCUCUCUUUCGUACCGAAGUUCAAAAUACCUCGCGUUGCGUCGCAAGAAUACAUAUUCGUUGUUGAUCGCAGUUCGAGCAUGAGCGGAGCUCCGAUGGAGACAACUAAGCGCACGCUGGGGAUGCUCCUUCACCUCUUGCCAGACUCGGAUACGACAUUCAAUAUCUUCAGCUUCGCGAGCGAGGUUAAUGGUAUGUGGGAGACGAGUGUGUCAUUCAACGACAGGAACAUGCAGUAUGCGAUCUCGAAUAUACAAGCCAUACAAGCCAACAAUAGCAGAACGAAAUUUGCCCACGCCCUGCAGCUUGCAGUGACAUCUCGCAAUCACAAUCGCCCGACUGUCAUAUUCGUUCUUACUGGUGGAGGCGGACGUUCAUCCACAAACCUCGAUCCAUUCGAGGUUGUCUCAGCGGCUGUCGAUAACUGCAGGCCAAACGCGCCAUUAAGGGUAUUCACCCUCGGGAUCGGUGAACAUGCUGCAUCGGCCGUGUGCGAGCGCCUCGCUCGCUCGGGCGGGGGUGAAUGUUUGUUUGCAGUUCAAGCUGAAGACAUAAUUGAGAAAUGUGCAAAGCUUCUGAACACUGGUCGAACGGGUGUAAUCGAGAGUGUCGUGGUUGAUUGGCAUGGUUCGGGCAACCCACAAGCCGUCAACUUCUUACCCUCGAAUUACCAUCACUCGCUUCCACCCAGUGGUGUGCAGCUGGAGCCGUCACCCCCGAUACAGCAGGUUCCACAUAGGAUCACGAAGAUAUUCCCUGAGACGCGCUCCAACAUCUUUGCAAUCACCACUUUUAGAUCGAUUCCUCCUGAAGUCAGGCUGUAUGCCAAGGUUGAAGGCUUGGCUGAGAUCCUCGAGUUCGUGGUGCCGGUCACGGCAGUUAAACCACCGCACAAGGAUGAACUUCCACUCCUUCAUACUUUAGCUGCACGGGAACUUAUUAAGCACCUGGCAGAGGGUAGAGCACCGCUUCCAAAACCUGUGGUACCUAUCACGAAUGAGGAAGUUCAAAAAGCGGCGAUUGUCCGCUUAGGACUUGAAUACCAGCUUGUGAGUCAACACACGUCCUUUGUUGCCAUAGAGUCCCGACGUGAGGCAGCGGGGAGUGGGCUACGCUGGACAACACCAUGGGAAAGGUCUCUGCAGCAGCAUUACUAUGCAUCCCCACCUAGCGUCAGUGCUAGUGAUGCUGCUGAGGAUUAUGCUCUGGUAGAUGAGAGCAUGGUACACACGGUUUUGGACGACUUGUCUCGGGUGGUUGAUGCAGUGUUUAGCUUUUUCACCGCAGAUCAGGCUGCUCUGUCACGCUCGAGACGUCAGAGGUUGCUUCCUGGUACAUCUGCGCAAUCCCGUUCGAGCUCGUCGUCGAGUCAGAGUGCACGUCCGUUCCAUUACGACAACUCAAUCAUGGACACGUUCUCUACAUUGAGUUCGUUGGCGGGCUUCUCCACCAAUUCUCAAUGGAUCCAUUCUCGGUCGUCCAGCCCUUCGGAAGAUUCAAUUCAGCGCAUCCCAUCGCCAGUCUUCGAUCCAACCUAA
Suillus subalutaceus is the source of this 2289-nucleotide messenger RNA. RefSeq lists its product as uncharacterized. Lineage: Eukaryota; Fungi; Basidiomycota; Agaricomycetes; Boletales; Suillaceae. The record is from RefSeq and is a predicted model, not a curated record. Bases 1 to 2289 code for a protein of 762 amino acids. The transcript has 6 exons.